CAAAAUUAAGCCGCCCCCUCAGAUUUCACCAAGCAAGUCCAGUGGAGGAGAGUUCUGCGUUGCUGCCGUCUUCGCCUCGUCCCGCUCCUGGUUUAUCACAAACCCCAGCAUGAAAAGAGAGAAAGAUCAGUCUCGGCAGUCGGUAGUCGACUCACUCUACAUAACCAGCUGCUAUGGUAACUUGGUGGAGCAUGUCCUGGAGCCGCGACCAUUUAGCACCGCGCAAAAGAUAAGUGACGAUACGCCUUUGGAGCUCAGUACCUCUCCCAGAGCAUGCUGGACUUUGGCAAGGACUCCACAGUGGAAUGAGCUGCAGCCACCCUUCAACUCCAACCAUCCUCUGGUGUUGGCCUCGGACCUGGUGCAGUACUAUCAGUACCUUCUUGCUGGAAUGCCUCCUGGAAGCCCGGGUCCAAUCACACGUCACGAGUCGUCCGACAGCCUGGAGUCGGACCACAGCGGCCAGGAUGAUGAGGAGUGGCUCUCCCAGGUGGAGAUUGUGACCCAUACAGGCCCCCACCGACGCCUGUGGAUGGGCCCGCAGUUUCAGUUUAAGACCAUUCACCCAUCAGGUCAGACCACAGUCAUCUCCUCCUCAUCCUCAGUGCUGCAGUCCCAGGGCCCCACUGACAUCCAACAGCCCCUCUUGGACUUCGACACAGAUGACCUGGACCUGCACAGCCUUCGAAUCCAGCCAGUGCGUUCAGAACCUGUCAGCAUGCCCGGCUCAUCCCGGCUUCUGACGGACCGCCGAGGACAGUCCAACAUCUUGGACGCCGGAUCAGGGCCUUUUGAUGGGCGUGGCAUAACGCUGCUGGAGGUGUGUGGGAGCUGGCCGGAGAGCUUCAGUGUGCCACGGCACAUCGUCGGAUCCACAGACGCAAGUGAUGAAGGCCUGAGAGAGAGACUAGCAGACGCCAUGUCUGAGUCACCUUCCAGGGAUAUUGUGGGCUCUGCUACAG
Messenger RNA from Austrofundulus limnaeus, 962 nucleotides. It is a transcript of the gene bcas3, whose product is annotated as BCAS3 microtubule associated cell migration factor. Gene Ontology annotation, biological process: autophagy; response to starvation. Gene Ontology annotation, cellular component: cytoplasm. The record is from RefSeq and is a predicted model, not a curated record. Gene Ontology annotation, molecular function: protein binding. NCBI's taxonomy places the organism in Eukaryota, Metazoa, Chordata, Actinopteri, Cyprinodontiformes, Rivulidae.